Molecule: messenger RNA, 1804 nt
Organism: Sphaeroforma arctica JP610
Lineage: Eukaryota; Ichthyosporea; Ichthyophonida
Exons: 6
Coding region: 1-1719 (572 amino acids)
Source: RefSeq, a predicted model, not a curated record
AUGGCUACAGUGAGUGACGACAUCGAGACACGUGACUACGAGCGGAUCCCCAAGUGUAUUUCUCUGGAAGAAGUACAUACACACUCCCCCAAUCUCCACACUCAAUGCAACUCACUCUCUCGCCUCACAGACUCUUUCGAGCCCUUCAUAACGCCCACAAUCAGCGCCGUGUUUUCGCUCCUGACCAACACGGACGAGGACGAGACGCGUAUGCGUGUGCUGCAGUCGCUGGCUGUGGUGCUGCAACGGUGUCGCCAUCAACUCAGCACGGUUGCGCUCAAUGCUGAUGGCAGCCCUGGGUUGGGUUGGGAGAUCGCCAAGGUGUUGUUCCAGCUCUGGGAAGAAGCUACUGACCAUCAUCUGUACCAGGUGUGUCUGGUCGGCAACAUCUCAUCCUUGGUGGAGAGCAUGGGCAAGAGUGUGGGUGCCUCUGUUACCGAUGGAAACGCAAACGAGAUUUGUUUGCUGAAUCCGCUGUGCCAGAUCAUAGCCACGUGUUCGGAUGUCACUAAUCCCGCGCACGUGUACUUGUUGGAUGACUCCGUGUUGCUAUGGAAACGAGUGGUCCGCCAGCUGGAUGCACCACAAAUACCCAUUCUGAAUGUGUAUCCGCGCACUAUCAGUUUGAUUGAGAACGUGGGCUCGGAGGUUGUGCGGGAUGUAAUGGCGGUACUGCGCAGUUAUCUACUUGUUAUCCCGGAUCUCUUUUUCCCUGGAUCCAAACAAGUCCCUCUCGUUGCCAUGGCAACCACGUCUCCAGCUGUGGCCUCAGCCGCCGAGAGUAUCGGUCAGACGCAUGUGUAUAACUUAUGCGAGCGUCUCGUCCAAGCCCUCGCCGCCUGGAAGGAUUCGGGCUGCAAAUUAAUAGUCGAUUUCAUAGACUGCGCGUUGGUUAUCGGCGGUGUAGGAGUCGCACGUGGCCCCAUGCGGAGUGUGGUGGUUGCCAUGGCGACUCGGAUGUUGGCUGAGAACCAAUCAGACGGCACAGAUGUGCUCGUGUCAUUCUCGCUGAUAUUGGCGCGUAUAGCUGUGCAAUUGCCCACCGAAGACCUGUGUUCUAUCUUAGCUGAGGCCGUGGUAGCCACUAAAAACAUACAAAUACAAAAUGACACACAGAACGGACCAGUGAAUGUUGCGAGUGGUGUUGAGGGUGAUCGCAGUGCCGCUGCCAGAGCCACAAUGGACUCGUUUGCUAACACAUCAUCACACGCCACACACCCGGGUGCGAAAAGGAUACCUACACACAUAAAUACACAAGAGGAAGCGACGAGUUAUGGGCUCUGCGUGUUACUUAAGGGAUGGGUUAGGAGGUUAGACCAGACAUCUAGCUACCACUCCAGGAAAUUGAUUGGUCUGGCUGCACCGGUAGUACUAGAGCUGGUGGCCAGGCGAGAUGCUCAGGUGUUGGCAGAGGAGUUCCCUAUGGUUAUUGAUGCGCUCGUUAGUAUAUUCGGAUCUUUGGCGAACGAGAAUGGGAGUGACGAUUGUCUGGUGAUGAAUAAUGAUUUAGAUACGUGGGCGCCGGAACCCGGAGAAUUGGGCGAGACGUCGAGGGAGCGUUUGAUGCAACACAACGACGCUGUGUACCGAAUGUCGCUCAAGAAUACGAUACAGACACGCAUGACAGGGCUUGCGAAUACUGAUCAGAAUGGCUUCCAAAAUCUAUUAAGCACUGUCAGUCCGCCGGUGCAAAAGCAAUUUGCCGAACUAAUGCAAUGACCUCGGUAGUGUACUCAAGUGGAGCAGGUGGAAAUUCAUCUGCGAAUCUGGCUAAUCAAGAAAACAAUUAAAAUUAAUUAGUGUA